Messenger RNA from Contarinia nasturtii (swede midge), 10496 nucleotides. RefSeq names its product muscle M-line assembly protein unc-89 (gene zormin). Bases 755 to 10204 code for a protein of 3149 amino acids. The record is from RefSeq and is a predicted model, not a curated record. Lineage: Eukaryota; Metazoa; Arthropoda; Insecta; Diptera; Cecidomyiidae. The transcript has 17 exons.
UGAAACGCAUCGAAUAUGUGGCGGUGUUUGUUCGCGUGUUACUGAUUUAAUAAACCAAUCAAAUCAGACAAACGCGUGCAUAUUUCGACAAGAAAAUUUAACGAAAAAUAAAUCAAUAGUCACACAGCUUUUGAUCAAUCACAUUCGCAUCCUAUAAAAUUGUGACGCUCUGGCCAAUUCCACAUUCAUUUGUUUUGUUCAUGGUGUAGUGCAGCCAAAACGAGAAUUUUGUGAAAUAUUCGCAUCAAAUCAAUAGAUACUAAUUAAUCAAUUAACGUAUGUAAAGGAAUUAACAAAUGUACUAGUCGUUAUAUUCAUGUUUAUUCAACACGAAACAAAUAUAAAAAAAUACGUUUAAGAAGUGUUAUCUAUUGAAGAAGAAAAUAAAGUGUUAUAUAAACUGCAACGAACCGCAAAUCGUCGAAUUGUUGAUAAUUUUUUUUAUCAAGCAUCCAAUGGAGAUGUGCGUUCGAUGACAGUCGGUGAUAUGUGUGUGUGCUCUAAUUUAAUAAAUAAAUAAAUCAAAAACUUCAUCGGAUCCGGUGGUAUUUCGAAAAGUUUGAAACUUCUUCGUAAUUGCAAUAAUCUAACAACAAACUAUGCAAUUGUUCUAAUAUCUUAAGACUAGAGAAGAAUUUAAACAAGCGAACAGAAAGCAUUGAAUUAACGGCACACAUAAAUUUAUACAUUUUGUGUUCUCCUUUAAUAAAAAAAAUACAAAUUCAAACGAAGAAGAAAAAACGAACUGGAGAAAAUGGAUUCUUCAACGAAUAACAGUAGAAAUGAUGCGAUGGACACCGAAUACGAUCGCGCUGCAUCAGUAUCAACAUCAACGACCUCACCUGCAACAACCGAAACGGCAACCACGAUCAGCACAAUAAUCUUACAAAGUCAUCCAAUACAAAUCGUCGUUGGACUUUUACAGACUAAAAAUAGUAUGUAUGUGAAAGUUGUUGAGAUUACGCCAAAGUUAAAUUUUCUGGGUGCAAAUAUUGAUGAAACGGUUGAAAUGCAACGGGAUCAUGAGAUCGUCCAUCGAAAAUUACAAACGCAACGAACGCCAAUUGAUGAAUUUGUUGUUAAAGCCGAAAAAUUAAUUGCCGAUAAAAAAGCGAAUCCAAAAUUACUGGAAGCAAUGGAACAAUCAUUGAAUAUUGCAUGGCAAGAUUUGUUACGAAUUUUUGAACAGCGUCGUCAUGUAUUGAAUAUAAAUGCAAAUUUUCAUGAGAAAAUUGCCAUUUGUUUGGGUAAAAUGUCAUCACUUGAAGUGGCAUGUCGCGACACAAUGUUACCGAAUGAAAUUGAUGCGAUACAGGAUUUUUUGAAUAAAUUCAAGCAACUGCGUAUCGAUGUGCUGGCAUCGGUGAUGGUAACAUUGAAAGAAGGCAACGAACUAUUAGCAGCGUUAAGAGAAACAGCGAUGGGCGGUCAAUGUGACUCAAGACCAGACAGCAUUAAAGUUGAAAUUAAGAAAUCAAUGGCUUUAGUUGAGUUAUGGCUUGAACAAUUACAUGAUCGACGCAAUGAUUUAGAACAAGCAUGGCAAAGUAGAAAAACACAAUUGGAGCAAUGCUUAGCCUUUGCAAUGCUAAUCCGUGAUAUAAAUGAAUUACAAAAACAAACGCGAAAUUUAAGAGAAAUUUACGACAAUCGCAAGCACCAAUUAGACUCAGAGGUGAGUGCAAGCAAUGCACAUGCUGAGGUAGUCGCUUGGAAGAAUGAAGCGAUCGUAAUACGCGAUCGUGCAUUGAAAAUAACAAGAUCAACUGAAAAACUAUCGAAUGUCUGUCGUUUCGAUAACAAUAGCAAUAAUACGGCGUACAUGUUCCUAAAUGAAUGCACUGAAUUAGUCGAAGAAUUGGAUAAUUAUGAAGAACUAUUAUCGAAGAUUUCAUUGUUCUUUGAAAAAGCCGAAAAAUCAUUAACCUCUCUACGACAAUUGGAGUCUGAAUCAUCGCAUUUGAUCAAAGAGAGAUUGCUUGAAAAAUGUACGUUGACACGCUUGAUAAACGAUACAUCUGCACUUGUUGAAGAGCCACUACGUCUUGGCUACGCUUUAUUAGAUCGCAUUGGACGAUCCAAUCCAGAAGCAUUUGGCGUUGAAAAGACCAUUGUUGAAAUUGAAAAUCGUCGAAUCUAUUUGGAAGAGCUUUAUUCACAAUAUAAUUUAGACUACAUCAAAAUCACUCAAACACUAAAUGAAUUCUACGAAACGUGUAAUAGUAUAUCAGCUUGGCUUGUGUCGGUAAAUAAAGCAUUUCUCAGUUCAAAUAAUUCGAUGGGCAAAACGUUGCAUGACGGUACAUUAUUUCUUCAAUUGAAUCAUCAAAUGUUGUCCGAUUUAGAAAUUAAGGGAACACAAAUUAAUCGCUUGCUAUCAGACACAAGCCAAAUCCUUGAAGCAAUCGAUAAAGAUGAACGCGAUGAGGUGGAUAAAAGAGUUCAGGCGUUACGCGAUUCAUGGGAUGUUAUCAAAACGAUUGUCGAAAAUCGUGUUGAUCUUUCAACGAAUUUCAUAAAAUUCUUGCAAUUGGCUGAAAAGCUGGCCGAAAUGUUCAAAUGUGUUGAGCAAAUUUUACAAUCGUCACCCGAACAAUCAAAGCUGAGCCAAAUGGAUGAACUUUGGGCCAAAAUCUGCACCGCGUACACACAAUUAAAAGAGGAUGGAAACAGUUUCGUUGAACAUAUUUCAAUGGUUGUCGACGACACUCUUGAGAGGCAAACGACACGUAAGUGCGUUGAACAGAUUUUGACGGAUUUCAGUUUGCGGCAACUCGGUAUUACUGAAAGUUGGGAAAAGUGGACCACAAUAAUACGCGAACGACGGGAAAUUGAGGAAAUUCUACAGAAAAUUAUGUCCAAAAAUGAACUGUCUUUAAUUUCCGCAUCGAAGUUAGAUGCACAACUGUAUCCAAUUUUAAUCAAACAAACCACGGAUUUGACCACACUCAAAUCAUUUUUACACGAUAAAUUACAUUUAUUUUUGGCCGAUAUAGAGAAGGCACAGAUCGAAAUAACUCAUCAUAUUCAAACGACGGCAGCAUUACAACCGAAGGAUGACAAGACCAUUGACAAAGUGACACAAGUGUUGAGAAAUCUAAAUGCAAUUGUCAAUAAGUUGGCAUCCAUAAAAAAUGAUUUUCAAAAUUUAAUCGAUGGAAUUGUCGAUUUUAUUGAAAGUUUAAUUACAGCAAAGAACUCACUUGAAUUGUACUUCAAACAAGCAUCGCUGGCCUCCGAUUCAAAAAAUAUCGACACAAAGAUUACCGAAAAUGAGCAAUUUUCCAAUAAGUUUCAAAGCGAAUUGCGAAUUUUAUUCGAGCAGAGAGAUCGACUUAUUGCACAAAUCAACAAACAAGAGCCAUUCGAAACCAAAGACCAUGAUAUAAACGUUGUAAACUCAUUGUUGGACAUUGUGAAAGACGAAUUUGACACGAAAAACUCGGCAUUAAUCGAGAAUCUAAGGAGCGAAGGAGACGUUGAACGAUUCAAAACAAAUUUCAAAUCAAUUUUUGAAGAAAUUGAUCGUCUGAAAAACCAGCUAAACAAUUCAGAGGAACAACUUAAACAGACUUUAUUAACUUCCAAUACGAAUUACAUUAGCUACAAAAGUUACGAACAAGUUAUUCAGGUUCUAGAUCAACGAAUUGAUAAAUUCAUCAACACAUCUGAAAAUGUGUGCAAUAACAACAGCAACGCAAAACCAUUUAUACAAAAUUCAAUAAGUGAAUUGAAACGUUAUUGGAACGAUCUUAAGCGACAAGCUAACGAACUAGAGCGAAAUAUUGAAAAUAUGAAACAAUAUUUUACAGUGAACGAACAAAUCGAUUGUCUACAUCGAGAGCAUAGGGAAUAUUUGCAAACAAUCAUCAAUGCAACGGUAUUUGCGAAAAGUUCAAAUGAAACAAAUGAAUUGAUCAAUAAAAUUGAUCGAUAUAUUUCGGAUCAUGAGUCACGGCAACUUGAGUUGCUAAAAGAUUUGGCAACGCUCUCCAAAAUGGUUUAUGGUUUCGAUAAGACUAUUGAAAAGUACAGCGAAAAUAUUGAAUUAUUUCAAUCAUUUUUCUCGACGAAAAAUCAAUUGAAUUCCUUGGGCGAACAAUUAGUGGAGGAGGAACGAUUAAAAGUGGCAGCCGCCGAGGAGUAUCGACGAAAUCAAGAGAUUCAAAAGCAACAACAACAACAACAACAACAAAUCAAACCAAUUGAAACCUCUGAUGAAGUGGUAGAUUUUGUUUCAAAGCAACUGCAUCAAACGCUACAGCAGCAGCAGCACCAGCAACAAUUGCUGGACGUAAAAGUGACUGAAACACGACAAGUGCUUUUGUUAGAGGAGGCACCACGUUUUAUUCGUCACCUUUGUGAUGUUACCGUUCAGGAAGGUGAACGGUGUCAUUUUAUGUGUCAACUACAAAAAUUUAGUCCAUCAACAAUUAUUGAGUGGUUUAAAGAUGGUGAUCCAAUUACAAAUCAAUCAAACUAUGUGAUUCGUAAUGAAAACGGCCUUUGCACUUUAGCCAUUGAGCGAACUGUUGGUGGUGAUUCGGCAAUAUUCAGUUGUCGUGCCAAAAAUCAUAUGGGAUCGCAUGAAACAACGGCCAAACUAAUUAUUCAACCAAAUGAACAAGUUGAAAUGCUUUAUCCACCGAAUUUUGUGAAUCCGUUAACAAAUUGCAAAACAUCAGCGGGUUCAUCGUUGAUGUGGCGUUGUUUUGUCGGUGGCACACCAUUGCCAACUGUCCAAUGGUUUAAAAAUGACAUAUGCAUCGAUGUAUCGCCACGAUAUAAUAUUUCUUAUAAUAACGGCGAAGCGAUUUUACGCAUCGACGAUUUAACGAUUGAUGAUGCUGGCACAUACACAGCGAUUGCUAAGAAUAUUUUAGGCGUCGAUCAAUGUUCGGCCAUACUUACUGUUACCACUGAUUCAGUCGUUAAAAACGCUGAAUCCGACAGUAUAUUGCAAUCGCAUCAACAACAGAUUCACCAUGUUAGACCCGAAUUUCGGACGCCGUUGAGAAAUUUAACGGCUUCCGUUGGUCAACCGAUUGUAAUGGAGUGUGAAUUAGUUGGAGAACCAAAGCCGAACAUUUACUGGAAAUUUAAUGGCAAACCGCUUCUAAUAAGUGAUCGAAUGAAAUUGCAGCACGACUUCGAUCGAGUCAAGUUGUUAAUAAGCGAAGCUCAAUCAAAAGACGUUGGAACUUAUACACUGUGUGCUAAGAAUAUUGCAGGCAUUGCGUAUACAUCGUGUGACGUACAUUUAGAAAUGACCAUGGAAACGGAAACAUUAAAAAAACCAACGGUAUUGCUUCCAUUGAAGGAUGUGCGUGCCAUUGAAGGAAAAUCAGUGCAAUUGCAAUGUGAAAUUAGUGGCUUACCCGAACCUGAAGUGAUUUGGUAUCACGAAAAUAAACCGGUAAAAGAAUCAUCGGAUGUGCAACUCCUAUUUCGCGGUGAUCGUUGUUCAUUGUUCAUCCAAGAGGCAUAUCUUGAAGAUAUGGGUGUGUACAAAGUAGUUGCUAUCAAUUCGGCUGGUGAAGCAUCUAGCACGUGUAAAUUAACAAUUGAAUCUCUAAAUGAAACCGAUCCAGCCAAACGAAGUGCAGCAAAUGCAAUCACCAACAUAUGCGAUGGAUUUGCACCACGAUUCGAGCACCUUUUGUGUGACAUUUUAGCAAACGAAGGUGAAACAAUUCAUUUGGAGUGCAUGGUGGUUGGCCAACCGAAACCGACAAUCAAAUGGUUUCUGAGCAACAAUGAAAUUAUUGAAACUGAUCGAAUUCAAUUCGCAUACAGUCCGGACGAUGGAAAAGCAAAACUAAUUUUGAAAAAUGUUUCAAUCGAUGACAAAGGAGUGUAUACUGUACAAGCAAUAAAUUCACUUGGUGAAGCGAAAUGUUUUUCACAUUUAAUUGUAAAAUCGAUAAAUACGUCCGAAUCGUUGCUAGAUAAACAAGUCAAAAGUGAAGAAUUACAUCAUUUUCUUGAUUUUAAGGAGAAAUUCACCGAUAAACACGCAUCCAUUGGUGACUCAGUCAAAUUUGAAUGUAUCGUUGCUGGGAAACCAAAACCGAAAAUUCGUUGGUUGUUUAACGAUAGGCCCGUUCAAGGUUCAAACUUUUUACCAUCAACCAGUGGUGAUCGACAGGUAUUGACAAUUCCAGCGAUCAGCAAUGAAACAAUUGGAAAGAUUUCAUGCGCAGCAGAAAAUGAUUUCCAUAGAGAAAUGUGCUCAGCUUAUUUGACCUUAGUUCCAGAUUCGACGCCACUAUCAACUAAGCUAACGCCAUUGUCAUCACAACAAACUGAACUCUAUACACAGGAAUACGAUACAAGCUGUUCAAAUGUUACCAUAAAGAAACAAUCAACAAUAUCGACACAUACGUCACAAAUUACAUCGUUUCAAAAUGGUGCGCCAACAGUGACGAUAACUGCCGAUGCAUCAAUCGGGCAGAUUGAAAAGCCAAUCAAUAUUGAUGCUAAUGGAAUUACCGAACUGAAGAAAAGUACCAUCUCACAAACAAAAUUGGUUCAACCUGGCGAAAAUCUAUUCCCAAAAACCGCAAAAAGAGAAACAGCCCCAAGAUUUAUUUCACCAUUCAUCGGUAAAAUUAUAGAACAAGGUUGCAAUAUGAUAUUGGAGGCGGUUAUUGACGGUUUCCCAGCACCAAACAUUGAAUUGACCAAAAAUGGAGUUCCACUUUGUGAAAAAGAAAAUGUCACCAUUUCCUGCAAAAAUAAUCGCAUAAUAAUUACACUACAAAAUGUUACCACCGCUGAUGCAGGCCGAUAUUCUUGCAGUCUUACUAAUCCUAUUGGAAACGCACUUAACACAGCCGAUGUUGUUGUAAAAAAAACUAUUUUUCCACCGGUUUUCGGACAUCGAUUGCAAGCAAAAGUGGCCAAAAAUGGAGACCGUGUACUAAUGGAUAUAGAAGUGUCUGGUACACCACAACCAAAUAUUACAUGGUAUAAGGAUGGUAAACCAUUAGACGACGCCAAUAUUUCGGCACACAAAAUUAUUUCAAGCGGAAAUUGUCAUACACUUAUCUUUGAGAAAGUGUGUAAACAAGAUUCCGGUACAUACAUGUGUAAAGCUGUAAAUGAUGCUGGAGAAACACAAAGCAUUGCUGAUUUUAUAAUUUUAGAACCGACACCCGAACAAAUGACUGACAUUGUAAAAACAGUUGCUGUCGAGAAUGUUGAUGAACACAGAGCGGCAAAUGAAAUAAAUACGCCCACCAUUUUACCCAAAUCAUAUCAUUCCUCGCAAACUGACUCCAUUACACAGUCCAACACGCAUGGAUCCAGCGAACAAACCAUUCACACUCAAACAUGUCGAAUAACUGAAACAACAAUGCGAAUGGAACAUAAAUCACCACUUCCCGACAUUGAAUUUAAUCCAUCACCACGACCAUCACCAAGACCAUUUGAAUCAAAAGAAAUAUUUGACAGUCAAAUCAAACCCCCCACCGAUGUAGUAUCCAUACCACAAAAACAAUUUGGUCACACUGAACAAGAUCAUUCGGUUGCCACUAAAACAUUUGAAAAUAUCCGAUACACAACAUUAGAAAAGGAUGCGUCAACUAAAAUACCAGUCAUUCGAAGUGAAAACAAUUUUGUUGAAGAAAAGCCUGAAGCUCAAUCGAAAUAUUCUAGUGUAUCACAGCGUAUUAAAACACUCGAACAAUGCAAGCAAGAACAACCAGUUUUUAAAUCGAUCCCUGUAUGGAAUACAUCGAAUGAGACUUCAAUUGAUCAAUACCAUAUGGAAAAAGAAACGUCUAUACCAUCGUAUCAAUUAAAUGGAACUUGUACACCAAACUCAAUCAAAGACACUCUGGACAAAAUUUCGAAUAAAAUGUAUGAAUAUGAACAGAGCCGCAUGUCCAACGGUUAUGACUUGAAAGCUCCAGCUUUAGUUAAACAUGUUACACCAAGUGUGAAUGGAUAUCAAAAGUUCAAGGAUAUUUCUGUACAAGAACAACCGUUAAAUUUACAACGUGGCGAGGAGCCGGAAUUUUGUUUUGCGCCACGUUUAACAACCGAAAGAAAACCAUCAAUUGUCGAACGAAUGGAAAAGAGUUUGGAACGGGAAUUGGAAAAAGGACCAUCAAAAGUGGUACCACAUUCAGUUCGAAUUAUACCACCAUCAUUGCAUACGGUUUCAAGUGAAUCGUUUGAAUCGUCUAAGCAUAGCAUCAUGAAACAAACGUCACAACCGGAAAUGAUCGAACAAAAUAAAGAUUUUAAUCAGAUCAAACACACUUUCCAUGAACAUAAUAAACCUUUACAAAGAAAUACUUUUGACCAAGUUCCUUCACCAACACAAGCUCCUAAAAAGAAUCAAUUCAAUACGUCAGUUUGUUCGAAUGUUUCAUUUACAACCAUGGAGAAUCAAGUGAAUGAUGAGUACCGAUCAAGUUCGGUUAGAUUCAAAGAAAGUGAUUCGGGAAGAGAUUCAAAUCAAAAAAUUCAUCCAUUGUGGCGGCCUGGCUGUGAAUCUGACGCUGAAUCACCACGAUAUCGAUCAAUUAAACCAAUUCUAACACCAACAAUGGGUCGAUCAUCGGUGGGUCCGUCUCCUAUAUCACCAAGUGCUUUUGAAAAGCCACAACGAUUUACGUCGACCAGUGAACAAUUUACACGUGAUGUUCAGGUGUUGAAACCGAAACCAGUUUCCGCUCGUUAUCAAUCGAAACCAUUUGCAUCGGAUUUAGUAAAAUCAACACAAUUUUAUACAGCCACAACCGGAACACCAUAUCACAACCAAAAGAAUGUUGCUGCAGAAAGUAGUAGUACGAUGGAAAUACGAGAAGCCACCGAAAGUACUCAACGUAUCGUGAAUAUGUCUUCGACCAGAAAAAUUAUUACAUAUGAUCAACAACAACAACAACAGCAGCAGCAGCAUUCACAAAGCACUGUUGAAAAAUCGUUUGAACCAUUUCCAUUCACAGUUUCGCCAACUCCGAGCCGACAAAAAUACCGCCCACCACCAACUCCAACAAAAUUCGUUCCCGGCGAAUUUCGUGAGAGUGACUAUGACAGUGAAAUUGAGUCGAUGAAAAUCCGACCAUUAUGGACACCGAAUCCAAUCGAACUGGAAAAUUUGCACUAUCGACAUGUUUCACCUCCAACACCCGGUCGAUCUUCUAGCGUUCCGAAACAUUAUUUUGAACGAAUUUUAACACCAAUGGAAUUUGACGUAAACACUGUUGAAAUGCCCAGUCAAAUUAAAAUUCAUCCAUCAAGCCCGAAUUAUUCAAGUCAACAACAAAAUCAAUUUAAAACGCAAACAUUGGAUCGAUUCCGUUCGAAAAAGAAAAGUAGCACGAAUCUUGGAACAUCUAGUCAGGAUGAUAUCAACAUUACACAUUCAACGCCAAAAUAUAGUCGCAUGCGAUCACCGUCUCAAUCAUACCAUGAAGAAUGUAGAGCAUCUCAAUACGGUACGAAAUGUGUAGAUGAAGAUACAGGUCUAAUUUACUUUAAAUAUGACUUUGGCUACGAGUUCGGCAUCCUAUUUCCGGGUGAAGGUAGAAAAUAUAUUGGCGGCGGUAACAGUAAAUAUUCUCAGCCAAUUGCCAAACAAUUUUUACAUAAUUCAGCUGGAGCGAUCGAUAUACCAGUUACACAUGAAAAUACCAUCAAAUAUAAUAUGUGGAGACAAGGAAAUAAGAAUAAUAUUCAAGAUAUCAUGCGAACAAAGAAUAGAAGAAAGUUACUUGGCAAAAAUCAACAAACCGUUUCAUUCAAUAUCGAUGAACUUCAUUCGCCGGGGAUAAAACACCAUUUACCGCGAAAAGAAAUGGUGAAAGAACAACGAGUUUAUACACCGAUUGAGACGAAUUACACGAUAGUGGGUGCAUCACAGCACGAUCAAGUGAAAUUACCAAAAUAUGCGCCUUUAUUUGUGGCGCCUCUAAGAAAUAUAGCUGUGCUCAGUGGACAUACAGCAAGAUUUGAAUGUAUUGUACAGUGCGAACCCCCUCAUCCAUGCGUGGAAUGGUAUCGUAACGAUGUUCCCAUCCAAAAUGGCAAAUAUUUUAUUGAAUUUCGAAAUGGUGUUUGUCGCCUAACCAUUCCCGAAACGGUUCCGAGUGAUUCCGGUCUAUACCAAGCAAAAGCAACAAAUGCAGUGGGAUCUGUAGUGACCUCAGCUGAACUUCUUGUCAACAACGAAAUUUGGGGAAUCCGAAAAUAGAUUCAUAGUCAUUCGUUCGCUUGUUCAUCAAAUCGAAUCGAAAUGAUAGUUCACAUAUUUUCUACUUCCCAUUUAUAACAGAUGCAACGAUCCAUGUGGAAUAAUUUGCUUAAAAUUAAUUUUAAGAACAAAAUAUAUUAAACAAUGGACGAAAUGUAGAACUAGUGACAGAUUUUUUUUAGAUUUUAGUUUAAACGUUAUGUUCGAAAUGUUUGCUAAAUCUUUGACUCGCAUUGCUUUCACUCUUUCUGCUUUCAAUGGUUUUACAUUUUAAUUUGUUAUAAUAAUACAC